Messenger RNA from Rhinolophus ferrumequinum (greater horseshoe bat), 1980 nucleotides. It is a transcript of the gene CYTIP, whose product is annotated as cytohesin 1 interacting protein. Lineage: Eukaryota; Metazoa; Chordata; Mammalia; Chiroptera; Rhinolophidae. The transcript has 8 exons. Gene Ontology annotation, cellular component: cell cortex. The record is from RefSeq and is a predicted model, not a curated record. Gene Ontology annotation, biological process: regulation of cell adhesion. Gene Ontology annotation, molecular function: protein binding. The coding region runs from base 86 to 1165 and encodes 359 amino acids.
UACUUGUCAAAGGGCUAUACUUUUAGCUUCCCCCAUCCUGCAAGGCCAUUCAGCCAUGUGCCAGCUGGAGUAAUCUUUAUUCACCAUGUCUUUACAAAGGCUCAUGCAACAGAGCAGCAAUGGCAAUUUGGUGGACUACUGCUCUGGUCCAUCGUACAGCUCUUAUUCCAUGCUCCCAGGCAGCUUUUCGAUGGAUGAUAAUAGAAGGAUUCAAAUGCUGGCAGACACGGUGGCUACUUUGCCUCGGGGACGAAAGCAGCUUGCUUUGACGAGAUCAAGUUCUUUAGGUGACUUUUCCUGGUCUCAAAGAAAGCUUGUUACUGUGGAAAAGCAGGAUAAUGGAACAUUUGGAUUUGAAAUUCAGACUUACAGGCUCCAGAACCAGAAUACUUGCUCCUCAGAGCUGUGCACGCUGAUCUGCAAAAUCCAGGAGGACAGCCCAGCACACUGCGCUGGCCUGCAAGCUGGUGAUGUCCUUGCAAAUAUCAAUGGUGUGAGCACAGAAGGCUUUACCCACAAGCAAGUUGUUGACCUGAUCAGAUCAUCAGGAAACCUGCUAACGAUAGAGACUCUUAACGGAACAACGAUUCUCAAAAGAACAGAGCUUGAAGCAAAGCUGCAAGUUUUAAAGCAAACCUUGAAGAAGAAAUGGGUGGAGUUCAGAUCUCUGCAGUUACAGGAACAGCGCUUGCUUCAUGGUGACGCAGCUAACUGCCCAAGUUUGGAAAACAUGGACAUAGAUGAAUCGACAUUGUUUGGAACCCAACCUGGGCCAGGUCCAGCCCUCCUGGAACGAAAUCGAUUAUCCAGUGAGAGUAGCUGUAAGAGCUGGCUGAGCUCCAUGACGGUGGACAGUGAGGACGGCUACCAGACAUGUGUGUCUGAGGACUCGAGCAGGGGAGCUUUCAGCCGGCAGACAAGCACAGACGACGAGUGCUUUGUCCUCAAGGAUGGGGAUGAAUUUCUGAAAAGGUCAUCUUCAAGGAGAAACCGGAGCAUUAGUACUGCCAGCAGUGGGUCCAUGUCUCCCUUGUGGGAAAGCAACUUCUCAAGCAUGUUUGGGACCCUGCCUCGGAAAAGCAGAAGGGGCAGUGUCCGGAAACAACUCUUGAAAUUCAUCCCUGGCCUUCAUCACCCUGUGGAAGAGGAAGAGAGUCGCUUUUGAUGGAUUGUGGUGCCCUUUUGUAGGAGCUUAUUUCGUAAAAGUUGCUAGACUUGUUUAGAUCAACUCCACCCAGCUUAGUGGGAAAAUGCAGAUGGAUUGCAAAUCUGACAUCCCAUUUCUUAGCAAUAGUGACCUUUAUUUAAAUUUUUCUAUCAUUAUUUUUGCUUAUUCAAUCAUUUUUUAACCAGAACAGCUCAAGUUCUAAACAGACAUUAGGGACAUAAAGUCAUAAGUUAGAUAAUAUAACAAAUUAACACAAGUGCCUGCUCAUGCUAAUGCUCCUUGUGAAGGCGAAUAAUAUUUAUUUGCUAGAUAAUCCAUGUAAAAUAUUGAGAACUGUUGGGAUCAAAUAAAUAAAAGUGUAAAUAAAAGUGACAUAAUGUAAUUAUUUGGAAUAUCUUCUAUAGGUUAAGUGGUAGGUUUCAAAAGUUUAUGUUAGCUUAAGUUUAGUAACCUGGAGAGGCUUAAUAAUAAUAGGCAGUUUUGAAUGUUUCUGUUAAAAUCUAUGAAGGAUUAUAAACAAAGAUGAUCAUAAGCCAUUCUUCACAUCUAUAGUCAUAAUAAAGCAGAAAGUAUAAGGUUUCGUAUGAUGGUAUACACUUCAUGAGAUCCAUGGAAAAAUAAUUGUCUAAGAUGGGUGCUGAGGAAGAUUCCAAAGUGUUUUUGUUUGUUUGUUUGUUUUAAUAGGCAGCCUAAACAAAAUGGGUGGAAAUGUCUUUCUUACCCAAUUCAUAUUUUGUUCUAUUUAAACAUUGAUGACAAGUCUAGAACUCUCAAGAUCUUACAUCUUUGUGAUUUUUUUUAAACAGAUGUCU